Nymphalis io (European peacock) is the source of this 7052-nucleotide messenger RNA. It is a transcript of the gene Ask1, whose product is annotated as mitogen-activated protein kinase kinase kinase 15. The record is from RefSeq and is a predicted model, not a curated record. Gene Ontology annotation, molecular function: protein kinase activity; ATP binding. Gene Ontology annotation, biological process: protein phosphorylation; MAPK cascade. Lineage: Eukaryota; Metazoa; Arthropoda; Insecta; Lepidoptera; Nymphalidae. The coding region runs from base 111 to 4253 and encodes 1380 amino acids. The transcript is spliced from 25 exons.
GUAGAGAGUACUUGUUGUGGUCUGUUAUGUGUUGAGUAUUUAUUUGUGGACAUUUAAGUUUUGAAUUAUUUUUUUAAAAAUAUGAUAGCCUUCUAUGUACAAAGGAAAAAAUGAUAACAUUCGGCGCUGCGAAUACUUCCACGGCGCAAGAAGAAUCGGGUGACGUGAGAAGCAUUUGCGAGAGUGUUUGUAGUGAUGGAUCAAACGCCACAGUUCAACCAGGGGUUAAUCAAAGGCCCCGUAUGGACAUCGCAUGUGUUUUGGACGUGACCCAAACAUUGAACAUAGCUCACAGAAAACGGGCGCUGGAAGAAGUCCGUUUGGCUUCCGAACUCGUUAAUGCUAACGUACACCACAUUCACUUUGAGAAGCUAGACUUUGGUGAGACAAGUGUUUUAGACACUUUUUAUAAUGCAGAUGUGGCUCUGGUUGAUCUUAGUGUACAAUUACAACAGAGCUCGCUGUUGUAUCAUCUUGGAGUACGAGAAAGUUUUGAUAUGAAAGAAAAUGUACUUCUAUAUAACGAUGUUGAUUCUGAUGCUACCCUACGGCUGAAAAUAUCUCUACCUAACUUCCUGUUCGUAUCAUACAAACUCACCGAUGCGGGGACAUGCGUCACGACAAACCCAGCUGCUGCGAAAUUCAAAGGCGAAGAAGCUCCUGAUCCCAAGCAGCACCUUACGCUGCGGCUUAAGAAUAUACUCCAAGAUGUUGAGGUUCAAACCAAGGCACAUUUACAAGAGAAGUUCCUAUCCGAUUUACGGAAGGCCCGUGAAACAUACAGCGGCACGGAAUUGGCGAACGUUCUGCACGCAAUGCGACGGAGACUCGACGAUCCCGCUGUUUUAUCCGGAGAUACAAUACUCAAUUUGCUUAUAUCGUAUAGAGAAAUACAGGACUAUGACGCUAUAGUCCAAAUUGUUGAUGAUCUGAAAACUAUUAUGAACCGAAAGAAUUAUGUCAAUAUGCCUAUUAUAAGGUUUAUGUAUGCUUUUGCUAUGAAUAGGAGAAAUAAAGAAGGCGACAGAGAGAACGCCUUAAAAGUAUGUGUGAAGGCCCUUGAAAAGAAAGAAAACAGAUUUCCAGAUAUGUUGUGCCUCUGUGGACGCAUAUACAAGGAUAAAUUCGUAGAAUCUCAACACAGUGACUUGGAAAGCUUGACAAAUGCAAUUCAUUGGUACAGACAAGGUUUCGAAGUUCAGCCAAAUGAGUACGCGGGUAUUAAUUUGGCGACGCUGCUAGUCAUAGCUGGGAAUGAUUUCAAGAAUUCUCAAGAAUUACAGCAUAUCGGAAUGGUCCUCAAUCACUUGAUCGGUAAAAAGGGCAGCCUAUCUUCGUUGAAAGAUUAUUGGGAUGUGGCAACAUUCUUUGAAAUAUCAGUCCUCGCUCAAGAUUACGUGAAAGCAAUUCAAGCGGCCGAAUGUAUGUUUAAGUUGAAACCACCUAAUUGGUACCUGAAGUCUACUAUAGGAAAUAUUGAACUCAUUGACAGAUUUCGAAAGAAGAGCGAAGAAACUUCACCAGAACAGCAAGUGUUCUCUUUCUGGAUGGAGUUUUUUGUCGAGGCAACUAAAAGCACAUGUGAAAAUAUUAUACGUUUUCCCGUGGUAAUCUUAGAAACAACAAAAAUCUACAUGCCGUCAUAUGUCAAUGUGAAUAUGGGAGCUGAACAGAAAUCCGUCGAGAUAUUUAAUCUGUGCCUAGAUUCGAUGCGCGGUGACUGCAGACAGGUGCACCGAUGGCUGUUCACCUCUGACAUGAUAAGAACAUAUAGCCUUUAUAAACGUGACGAGCGGUGUCUAUUCUUGUACGUCAGUGAAAACUCGGACGAUUUCCAAAUAUUUCUGCCAUCGCAAGCUUUCCGUCAACACCUUCACGACCUCCUCGGAGAACUUACUGCCGAUCACGAGAAAGUCACUGAUUUAGAUACAAGUGUUAUGCAAGAUCAGUUAAAGUUUGAAUAUGAAUUGGAUGACUGUAAUAAACGAGUGGUACUCGGUAAAGGAACGUACGGAGUUGUAUACGCGGCCAGAGAUCUGAACACGCAAGUCAGGAUAGCGGUCAAAGAAAUACCCGAGAAAAACUUGGGAGAUGUCCAGCCUUUGCACGAAGAGAUAUUAUUGCAUUCACAGCUACGACACAGGAAUAUUGUACAGUACCUCGGGUCAAUCUCAGAAGACAAUUACUUCAAGAUAUUCAUGGAGCAAGUACCGGGAGGAUCGCUGUCUGCGCUACUAAGGUCCAAGUGGGGACCUCUGAAAGAAAAUGAAGCUACCAUCGCUUAUUACACAAAGCAGAUAUUGGAAGGCUUGAAAUACCUACACGAUCAGAAAAUCGUUCAUCGCGAUAUAAAAGGCGACAAUGUGCUAGUGAACACAUACAGCGGAGUCGUAAAAAUAUCUGACUUCGGUACUUCCAAGCGACUCGCGGGUCUGUGUCCGUCGACUGAGACCUUCGCGGGCACUCUGCAGUACAUGGCGCCCGAGGUCAUAGACAAGGGGCAGAGAGGCUACGGCGCUCCGGCUGAUAUUUGGUCUCUUGGAUGCACGGUGGUAGAAAUGGCUACCGGGAAUCCACCUUUUAUGGAAUUGGGGUCUCCCCAAGCAGCUCUAUUUAAGGUGGGAUAUUAUAAAAUGCAUCCAGAGAUACCAAGCGAAUUAUCGCAGAGAGCAAAGAAUUUCAUAUUGCGCUGCUUCAUACCUGAUCCUGAAAAACGUGCCACGGCUGCCGAAUUACUUGAAGAUCCAUUCUUAUGCGAAAAGAAAAAGUCGAGCAGCCGCUUAGGAAAUAGCAUAGACUACAGCCGCAGUAUCUCAGUGCCCGCAGAUAAAGUUCGACCGAGUGUCGCCCAAAAGAAGAUCUCCGAACCAAGUCUCCCCGGAAACCUGCCAAGCUCUCCGGAAAUCGAGGUUAAAACGGUCCGGUCUAAUCCAACAAUCACUAGGACUGCCUCGUCGAUGCUAUCGCCGAUACUGAUAUAUCCGCCGGACUUAUUGAACAGCAGUACAAUGCCAAAUACACCGUCAACUGAUGACAUGGACAAUAAUGAUACAAUUUUGAAUAGAAGAAGUUCUUCGGGAGGCCUGCUUUCACCGGAGGUCGAUAUGACGAACGUUCCUCGAUCGUCUAUAGAUAUAGAACACGAUGGCUUUUACUUGCUGAAGAAAGAUUCACAGCGCCGUCUCACACUUUCGCGAGUGUUAGAGCAAGACAGCGAGAAGAUCUGCUCGAAGUGGAUGCUAAGUAUACAGCAGGACUUCGGCAACACGGUGUUAACAUUGAAUCACUUGGAAACACUGCGUUGCGCGCUCAAAGAUUACAUCAUGGAUCAAAAUAGAAGUGUUAUAGAACGUGCAAUAAUAUCGCUGAAGGAAGAGUUGGACUUCGACGCCAAUGCGAUAAACGAAUUGCAUUCAGCUAUAUACAUGUUCCAAGAGGCAGUGAACGUGGUGCUGAGAAUGCAUAGCAUCAAGCCACAUUGGAUGUUCGCGUUAGAUAACUUGGUGCGGAACGCUGUACAAGCUGCGAUAACCGUCUUGUCACCCGAGCUGGGCGCCAACCUGGCGGGGCAGGAGGCGGAGCGGCGCGCGGCCGACGCGUCCCCGUCCGCGCUGUCCACCGCCACCUCCACGCGCGACCCGCUCGCGCUCGCGAUGCACCAGCUGCGCCAGGACAACCACAAACUUCAACAGGAACUUAUCGACAGCUACCAACAGUACCAGUCGUUGCUCCGUUUGAUGUUGGAAGAACAGAAAUCACAAACUCAAAUUUUAAGAGAAAUUGUCGAUAAAAAGUCAAACUGUAACGAAGCCGACCCGGAGGAAGAGUGCGACGCGGAGUCGCUGCAAGAGCUGAGCGAGUGGGCGGCGGCGCGCGACGUCCCGCAGGCGGCCGCCGCGUCGCUGGCCGCGCGCCGCUUCCGCCUCGCGGACGUGCUCGCGCACGCGCGGCGCGACGACAUCGCGCGCCUCAACCUGCUGGGCGGUGUAGAGCUUCGUCUUUGGCGGGCGAUAGUGGAACAUCGUCUUCAAGCUAACAGUUCGAAUCAUUUACGGCGAACAAGCAGCACCGAAACCGAUAUGGACACGAACUCCAUCGUAGUAGUCGAAUGUCAGAAGUGCAAGACCUCUCGCACAAUAUCAAACAAUUCUUCGUGUUCGAACAACCCAACAAUUGUUAUACGAGACCAGCAGGUGAAUGGAGACGACAGCGUGGCCGAGUAUUACACAGAGAACGGGGUCGUCAACCUUUGACUAUUGCGUGGGUGGUGCACUCUACAGUAACCUCAAGGUUGCUAACCACUGGAAAUGAUGUGGCUUUAAGUUAGGCGGUUAUAUCCACUGACUAACCGAAUCUUCCCCUUAAUGUCUUCUAAUGAGAUUUAAUAUACAAAAUUAUAAUAAUAUAAUAAUUAUAAAUGAUAUUUAAUGCUAUAUUUUUACAUAUAUUAAUCUUAUUAAAUUAUACUAUUUAUUUACAAAAAGGAAAUCGUUUCAUCACAAUAUAUAUUUUAUUAAUUUAUAAAAUAUUAUGUACUUAUAAACUUAAAGAAAAACCUAUAAGGUUAUAAAUAAAAAGUCAGUGGAAAUAAACUACGGUUUUUAAUCUUCUAAAAAGUUAUUAACCAGUUUGCAAUAUGUAACAUAAAACAAUAAUUUUUAAAAGCAAUAUUUUUACUUUAUAUUAAUAUAAUGUCAUUAAUUUAGAAGCAAUAGCGUUUGUUGUUAUAAAUGUAUUAAAUAAUGCUUUGCAGCGAAAUAUCGGAUUCACAAUCUAAUAUUUUAAAUAAAUAUCAUAAGAUCAUUACUAGACUAAACAUUAAACGCUUUGUUAUUCUUUUUAAGCAACUACGGUAUCGGUUUAUGGGAUAUUGGGCUUAAAUUGGGCAAGAAGCAAUGCUCUACAAGUUUAUAUAAAUGAUUUAAUUGAUAAGGGAAUUAAAUAAAUGUGAAAUCAAUAUUAAUCGAUAUAAAAUUCAUGAAAAUAUAUACAGUAUUGUAAAGUAUUGCUUUUAAACGAGAUGAUAGACUCUAUGUCUAUUCGGAAUGAGACUUAGAUCUUACUAAAAAAUGUUGAAAGAAAAUUUAUAAAAAAAAUAAUCAAUUACAAAAAAAUCUACUAAAACUUCUCUGUUAAAAAUAUACAAAUUUGCAUCACGGUUGGUUUUUGCCAUCCACAUUAUCGUCUUCACACCUAAGCCGUUUCUUAAAAUAGCUACAACUAUUAUAUAAUAAGCUUUUCACAAAUAACCGCUUAAAGCCUUGAGUGUAUCACCCUUAAUAUUGUAUAUACAAUAAAUACGAAAUAUAUUUACAUUACUAGUCUUGUAAAUAUUUUCUUAUAUACGUCAUAAUAAGCAAUUGCUUUUUAAGGCUAAGCGCAGAAAUACGGUGCUAAAUCAUGUGAUUCAUAGCGAUGUGCCUUUGAUGAAUACGCUUUACAUUUAAACAUAUAAAUAUAAUAUAAUAAUUAUGGAAGGAAGGUAACGAGGACAAUGAUUCCGGGCAUAUAACUUAAGUUGCGUAAAUAUUAUAUAUGUCACUGAAAGUUUCUAUUGAUAUUUUUGCUCGAUUACGUAAUCAUUCAAUACACUCUUCUUAAAAAUUAACACUAAUUCUAUAUCAACUAUUUCCUUGUGGCAUAUUGUGUUGCUUAUAAGCGUUUUUUUCUGUACUUAUUAAACUAUUAUCCUACGCAUUUAAGUGUCCUUUACAAAUAAUGCCCUAUUUUAGAGAUAGUUCUCCUUACCUUCACUAAUUAUACAUAUAAUGUAUACGAGACAAGUGCAUAUGAACUGUAUUUGUAUUUAUAAGUACUGCUUAAACCUUUGAUUGGACUAUCUAGUUAAAUAUUUUGACUUUAUAAUAUUAUUAUUUAUUUUUUGUAAUCAAACACAGAAUCUUAUUUUAUUAAUGUUUCACUAAAAGUAUUUAAAUCAAAUCAAACAAGUUCAUUAUUUAUCAAAUAAAUAAUGUAAUAAAAAUAGAACAGUAAGUUUAAUUAAAUUGAAUUCUACUUAUCUUCCAAAGAGCUAUUGUUUUUAAGUUUAUUUGCUUCUUUUAUAUACAUACAUCACACAUGCAUAGAACGCGCCGUUUGGUACGCGUGUUUAUACAUCUGUGUGCAUUUUAUUAGUAUGUAUGUAUUUUAUUAUGCACUUGUUUCGAUAACACAUUAUAAAUAUAUGAUGCGUUAAGACUUAAUAUAAAGUAUAUUCUUAUUAUUAAUAUUUUUGGUUUGUCACUAAAUAAUAUUAAAUUUUUUUUUUUAGUUUUUGUGCCAUAAAUACAUUGUUCUAAUAAUAACGUAGUUAUUUAAUUUGAUUUUAUAUUUGCUAAAUAUUAUAAUUAUGUUAAUUGAUAGUUGAAGCUUAGUGUUUAAUAAAAAUUGAAUAUUUCGUUUUUGAACGUAUAUUUUUUUCUAAAUUGACAUUACAUAUGGCGGUUAUUUAAAUUUCGAAUAUAUGGUAAGUCCUUUUUACUAAUGUUUACUCGCUUAUAACACAAUUUUAUUGUGAAAUUAUGGAUUUUUUUUUCUUUAAAUUAUGUAAAAAGAUUUUUAUCAGGCAGCUAUGUCGUGUUUUCGAAAAUUAAAAAAAAAUUAACACAAUGUGUAAUACUAAAGAAUAUCAUGUAUAAAAUAAUAAAACAGAGGCUUUGAAAUUAUAUAAAAGCAUUUCAUAAAAAAAAAGUUUUUUAUAUUCUUAUCACUAAACUAUACAGCCAUUUAAUUUAUAAUUUUACAGUUUUUCUAUAUAAUUAUUUAUAAUACAUUAAAAUGAACAUAAUACCUGUUUUACUUUAAAUUACAAAGUUAAUAAGUGUUAAAUGAAUAAAUGUUACAAAAUUAUCUAAAUUAUAUGCUAAGUCAGAGUUUUUAUGUCACAUGUAUUUUGAUAUACACCAUUAUAUUGUUAUAAAUAAUAUAGAAGGAGUAUAAGAUGCAUGACCACAUAUUCGGUAAGAAAUAUGCGUAGCAUAGCGUAGGUAAGCAUUAAUCUAACAAUACUCAAUAAUACUGUUGUGAAGUACAAAAUAUAUAAUAUUAUAAAA